AUGCACUAUUUUUCAACGGCAACCGGCAUCGGACAUAAUAUGUUACGAAUACCAAUUGGUUGCUCAGAUUUUUAUCUCGAAAAAUGGACGUAUGUGAUGGAUUCAGAUAAUGAUUUGCAACUUUUGAACUUCACAAAAUUAAAUGAACGCGAUACAAUCCGUAAUGCUGCAAUUAAAGAAAUGCAACAAAUUCGAGGAAACGGUAUUGAUAUUUUAUUGUUGGGUGCUUCGUGGUCGCCUCCAAUUUGGAUGAAACAAAAUCAUCAAUGGUAUUGCAAAACUGAUAAUCAAUUGAUACCCGCUUACUAUCAAAUGAUGAACUAUGACGGUAUGAACAUUUGGGGUAUAUCAACUGGUAAUGAACCGGAGGCCGAUAAUCAUGCCGAUUGGCUGGUAGAUAAUCUUGUGCCAGCGUUGAAAGAGUCUGGACAUUCCGAUAUUAAAAUACAUAUUUACGAUCAUAAUCGAGACAGUGCUAUUUCGUGCUAA
This is a messenger RNA of Contarinia nasturtii (swede midge), 489 nucleotides long. RefSeq names its product lysosomal acid glucosylceramidase-like. NCBI's taxonomy places the organism in Eukaryota, Metazoa, Arthropoda, Insecta, Diptera, Cecidomyiidae. The record is from RefSeq and is a predicted model, not a curated record. Bases 1 to 489 code for a protein of 162 amino acids. The transcript has 2 exons. Gene Ontology annotation, molecular function: glucosylceramidase activity. Gene Ontology annotation, biological process: glucosylceramide catabolic process.